UUGGCCCUCCGACUCCAAUUCCAACCAACGGCGAACCCGACCUUCAUCGCCACCCUCGGCCUGCACGACGACCGCCUUGGCCCCGGAUACAUCUCGUAUCCCGCCGCGAUCUCAAUCCCCUUUUCCCUCGCCCAUCACCCCAUGACGAACAUAUUCGCCGACAUCAUGGAGGCGCCAUCACGUUACAGGGAGCCCGUUGGCCUCCCCAGCAUCCAUAUAGAACCAAACCCAAGAUCAUCCGACCGGCCAGAGUACGGCAUGUACUCGUCUUCGGCAGCUCGAUCUAUUCCCGGCUCGGACAGAGGGCCCGUCGACGCUCCUCCGCCGCUACCUCCCCCGCGAUUGCCGUUCGAGCCACACAACACCAUGUACCAAGAACCCAGGCAAUGGCACCGCGAUCCAUCAUCUUACAGCCCUAGGGACGCCAGUGGCUACGGGAGCAUGAACAGCUUCGACGAGAGACCGAACUACAAGGGAGCUGGUCACAGACACGAAAGAGACGAGGGAUACGCAAGCAUGAGCUCUGGCUCUUCUAGAUCUGAAUGCUCCUUGCCCAGUAUCGCCGCAGGUUUCGGACUUCACCACAACAAGUUCCAGUUCCAAUCUGGCGCCGAUGCCUUCACCGACAUGAAGAAGAAGCUCGACCCCCUCAAGACUUUUGAUAACAAAAUGAACGUGUCUCUGCUCAGCGCCUCUAGCGCCUCUGCUACUGAUCCUUUCACGAGAAGGUUGUCCGGUGACCAGCGCGCAGCUCCGCUUUCCCUCCCUACCACGAACCUGCCGUACCACCUCAAGACAAAUAUGUUGGAUUCGCCCGACAGGCUCACACAAACCCCCCAAUCCGCUGUCUCGCCAUCCCCGAGAAGUCAGCCAUUCCAUCUCGGCGACUACCGGUCACCCCGUUCCGUGUCAGACCUCGACAGGUCACCGCCUCAAAGGUCGAGAAGAAACAACAGCGACGAUGCGUCUUCGCAUUCAUACGAGGUGGAGGAUAUGGAAAUGGAAGAGACAAACUCCAUGAAGAGAUUGCGUAUCGAGGACCCUAUGCGAGCCCACUACGAUGGCGCGGGGGCAAAGCGCCGCGCAUCCGCGGACCCCGACGACAGCGUCCCCAUUGGCUUCACAACUCAGGGCGAUCUGAUGCGUCGCCGGGAUGGCAACUCGAGAGGUUCACCGACGCCCCGGCUUAGCGCCAUUCCUCAAGGAUCCGUCUCUUCGGUAUCCUCCAGCGGACGUGCCGGCUCCUACAGCUCCAACCUGUCGCUUCUCACCGGCAGCAUCGCCAGCAUGAACACAUCCUACGGACGCGUUUCCCCUGGUGGUCUCUCGCCCGGCGGCAUCUCGCCUAAUGGCACCGAUCCCAGCUGUAGCUCACCUUACAGUGCGUCGAUGUCUUUGAACCCUUCGCCUCGAGGUUCUCUGUCCCGCGCUCCGCACCAGAGGACCAUCAGCGAAAGCCGGCCUUUGGCUUCCCCCCGCAAGCUUGCCGAAGUGAGCAAGCCCGGAAACGCAAAGAUUUCCGGCUUCUUCAUGUGCGACUGCUGCCCCAAGAAGCCGAAGAAGUUUGAGACGCCGGAAGAACUACAGGCUCACGAAUCAGAGAAGCAAUACGAAUGCUCAUUCUGUGGAAACCGGUUUAAGAACAAGAACGAGGCGGAACGUCACCAGAACAGUCUGCACGUGCGUAGACACAGCUGGAGCUGCUCUGCUCUGAACAGUUACGACCGAGCCUUCCACGACAGUACCAACCGUCCUGGCGAAGCCGACAGUUGUGGCUAUUGCGGCGAGGAGUUCCCCCGCAACGGCCGAGGACCCGGGGCGACGGCACCUCGCCACGCCACGGACCAGGAUUGGGAAGAGCGCAUUCGCCAUCUCCAGGAGGUUCACAAGUUCCGCGAGUGCAACGCCAGCAAGAAGUUCUACCGUGCGGAUCACUUCCGACAGCACUUGAAGCACAGCCACGCUGGAACAAGUGGCAAGUGGACCAACAUGCUCGAGAACGCCUGCAUGUUGGAUGAGGAUCCUACUCCGAGGUAG
Molecule: messenger RNA, 2037 nt
Organism: Colletotrichum karsti
Lineage: Eukaryota; Fungi; Ascomycota; Sordariomycetes; Glomerellales; Glomerellaceae
Product: C2H2 finger domain-containing protein
Exons: 4
Biological process (GO): regulation of transcription by RNA polymerase II
Cellular component (GO): nucleus
Molecular function (GO): DNA-binding transcription factor activity, RNA polymerase II-specific; RNA polymerase II transcription regulatory region sequence-specific DNA binding
Source: RefSeq, a predicted model, not a curated record